Schistocerca cancellata (South American locust) is the source of this 4440-nucleotide messenger RNA. RefSeq names its product LIM and SH3 domain protein Lasp. Gene Ontology annotation, cellular component: focal adhesion. Gene Ontology annotation, molecular function: actin filament binding. The record is from RefSeq and is a predicted model, not a curated record. The coding region runs from base 217 to 1215 and encodes 332 amino acids. NCBI's taxonomy places the organism in Eukaryota, Metazoa, Arthropoda, Insecta, Orthoptera, Acrididae. The transcript is spliced from 8 exons.
CACUCUUAUCCACACCUUUUACGUCAGUAGGCUUCGUGCUCCAAGUAGAUAGUUUGUGUUAAUUGUAUGUUUUUGGUCGAAAAAACCUGCUCGUCGUGUAAUUUGCGGACUGUAGUGAGCGAUAAUUUAGAUAUCGCAUGGUAAAUGUUUUAUGAUUAUUUGAAGUGCUAAAACUUUACAUUUGAGCAGUGCAGCAACUAUUUCUAUCAGCUAAAGAUGAACAAAAAGUGUGCCAGGUGUGAAAAGACCGUGUAUCCUAUUGAAGAGUUAAAAUGCUUGGACAAGGUGUGGCACAAGCUCUGCUUCAAAUGCCAAGUCUGCAACAUGACGCUCAGCAUGAAGACGUACAAAGGCUUCAACAAGCAGCCUUACUGCGAAGCGCAUGUUCCCAAGGCAAAGGCAACUACCAUGGCAGAGACACCAGAACUCAAGAGAAUAGCAGAAAAUACAAAAAUUCAAAGUAAUGUGAUGUACCAUGCGGAGUUCGAAAAAGCAAAAGGAAAAUUCACUCCGGUGGCUGAUGAUCCUGAAAUACUACGUAUUAAACAAAAUUCAAAGAUUAUAAGCAAUGUUGCAUACCAUGGUGACCUGGAGAAAAAAGCGGCUAUGGAGCAGAAAAGGGUUAUGAGUGGUGAAAAUGGUGACAGUGUCCACGAGAGUGAAGAAGUGACUGAUCAUCUUGAUCAGUUGACCUCGCAAUUUGAAAAUGUGCCUGUGGCCCCAACAACACAACUACCCCCUCCUGCUGACCCUGUGUUACGUGUUCAUCAGCCAGGAAAAAUUGCAGAUUAUGAUCCCCUUUCUGAGGGGCCACGCAAUUCUCCAUACUCUGCAAGGCAGUCAGCUACUGUCAUUUAUACAUCAGAUCGAGGACCAGUUAUGAGCCCCCCAGGUCGCCAAGUUGGAUCAGUUGCUGAUCUAGACCCAGUAAAUGACUUCUAUGGCUCACUUUCAGCAGCAGAUAGGUCAGCUGCUAAUGCAAACAGACAGUCUGCUAAUCAGUCACAUGGACAGUCAAUGGGACCAGGAAGGCAAGGGAGGGUGUAUCGUGCGAUGUACAACUAUGAUGCACAGGACUCUGAUGAAGUAUCUUUCAUGGAUGGUGACUUAAUCAUUAAUUGCAGCCCAAUAGACGAAGGUUGGAUGACAGGUCUUGUUGAGCGCACGGGUCAGACAGGAAUGUUGCCAGCCAAUUAUGUUGAGCCAGUUAAUUGAAGAUAGAAUAAAUAAACAAAAUAUCAUUUAUACAGAAAGAAAAUACUAAUGUCCUGAACAGAGACAUGACACAGUGCUUUUGAUUAAUUUUAAGUGAUUAUUAAAUCAGGAGCACUGAGUCCAAUUAUAUUGAUGAGUAAGAGCAGUGAAGUGGAAUGCCUUCAAUAUUACUGUUACUACAUAAUUGUUCAUGGUAUAUUUUAUGAUAGCUUUUAAUAAUUGACCUUUUAAAUUUUGAUAGUAGCAUUUACACUGUUCUUAGAACUUGUAUGCCUUCUCCAGUAAACAUGUUGCUCUUGUGUACAUAAGAAAAAGGCUAUAGUAUUUUUAUAAGACAUUUACAAUCUUGUUGUAUUCUAUUUACACAGAUGAGAGUUCUGAUUAUAGUUUGAGAGGAAAAGAGGGUGCUAACUGGUUAAUAUAGUGACUAGGCAGUAUUUUUGUUAAAAUUAUUCUAUGGCCAUGUUAUUUUUCAGUAUAGUAUUUUACUAUUUUGUAACUCUUUGCCCACAUUGUAAUUUAAAAUAUUAUAUAUAUAAUAUAUAUAUAUAUAUAAUGUAUUUUGAACUGUUGUAGCUCUUUUUUAUAGAAGUCACACUUUUGAUGUGUUUGUAUUAAAAUGAAUACAGAAUAUAUUGCCCUUCUGCCAACUGUUGAAAGGCAGUGGUCUGUCCUAAAGCUGAGUAAGAACUUUUGACUGAAGUUGUUAAGAUAUGAAGUUCACAAAAGUCUAGUUCAUAUUUGGUGUAGUGAGCAGCUAAUGUAUCAUGGCUAUUAUCUUGGUUUAAAUCUAUUACCAUAUUAAUACCUAUAUAAGUGGCCAAUACAAAUUAUUAACUGCUAGUAUGUGUGAGCAUUAACCCAAAACCUGCAUCAGGGAAUUUUUCAUUCCACACACUUACAAAUGCCAUGUUGAAUACAACUAAAGUAACUAAAUCAUCUAUUAUGCUUCCUCCCUCUUUGUUCAUUUUAUUUGAAUGAAAUUGUAGCAAAUUUACUUGCAUUAGAUUGUAUUUUAUUAAUUGCAAAUGUCACAAAAAUAGUUUUGCAGUAGCUUGCAGUGACUGAAAGUCAUACUUGGCCAACUGUAUUAAGUUUAUUUUGUAAUGUCUUGUUUUGUGUUGAAAUGUUGUACAUUUGCACAGAUAUCAAGAAAGUAUCAGUGUUAAGUUUUUGUUGCUGAUACUUUGUUGUUGUACUAACCAAAAUGUACCUUUAAUGUUACAGUUGAGCCUUCUAGAAAUCCAAAUUAUGCAUUCAUUUUCUGCUAACAGAAUUGUCAUUGCAUUUUGAAUGCAGUACACACAGCAGUUCUACCUUUAACUAUGUAUCAAUUUUUUUUACUGAAUGAUCAGAUUAAUUUAAAUGUUUAAGUUUGAAGGAAGUUUAAAAAUGUUUACCAUUUUUUUUUUUUACAUAUAUAAUGUUUCACUUGCAGCAGUUUGAGUUACAUAUUAUUCUGAUAAACCUUAGGUUCUGCAGCAUAACCAGAAAAGUAACCUCAGUAUUUUUUAUUUUUGUUGAAACUUCUCCCCGUACUAUUACAUUCCAGUUUACGUUUUCCUAAAUUUCUUUAGUUUAACUUAAUUUCUGAACGACUCAUUUUAUGUUGCUAUCAGUACGUUUGAAGUAAUGUCGCAGUUCUUCACAUACAUGAUAAAUUGUCUUGGGGUUUGCUGUAAUCACCAUUAUUCUGUAGAAUAGACAGUGCUACUCACUAUUUAAGUUCCUCACCUACUCGUCAUGAAGAUAGCCUUUGAGCGACAGGAAGUAACUUUUUGUUCAGUCAGGUUCCAGAUAUAUGCAGAAGUAUUACCUAAUGACACUCGUUACUGGUUGAGGAGAUUUUUGUAUCUCCUUUAAGUGAUUGAAACAUUAUAAUUUCUGUAUCAUCAUGUUUUGCAUGAACUACUCUAUGGGAGUUUCUAAGUGGUCAUUUUGUAAGCACUGUUGUAAGAUCCUUACACAGAUUGGUAGCAGUGUGUAUUAAAUUUGCAAACAUCAUGUAGUGCACUGCUUUUGAAUGUGUUGGCCAAUGGUUAUUCUAUUUUGUUGUCUUACGGGCUUUUGUUUAAUCUUUGGUUACUGCAAUGAUAUGAAUACUGGAAAGUAGAUACCAUCAUAUAAUGUUGGGUAUCAUUGUGAUAACUGCCAUGUAUCCAUUAUAGCAGUAAUAUGACCAUUCUCUUACAGUGGUGUACAGUAUUGUUAGAUUUACAGAAGUGAUAACUAUGGUGGGGUUUCAUGCAUAAUUUUGUAUUUAAAAUUUCCAGAACUUAAUCCUUGGAAAGGCACUCUUCCUUUAGGAUUUUUCAGGGUAAAUCCCUGGACAAAUGUUGUCGGCAUAAAUGGUGUAAACUCAUUCUUUGUGUACACAGCAGUUUGAUAGUUCUUUUAGUGUUUACAAAGAGUUGCUUGCCACCACCAUAAUAAUUAUAAAAUGUAAUUUCAUAAUUUGUGCAGUAUUUUUCUGAAUUGUAAUAAUUACUGGUUAUUCAUGCUCAGAUUUCAGUUUAUUUGUAAUAUUUUUUUUUUCUUUUUUUCACAAUCACUAAUGAAGUUAUCAUUCCUUACAUGUUAUGAAAAAAUGUUGAGUGAGUCUCGCCAGUGUAACUAUGCUCUUGUCACUCUUUUUUAACUUAAGUCGAACUGUGUCACUCAUGUUCUGCAAUGUAUGAGAAAUACGUCGGGAAAGCUUCGAAUUUAGAAAGAAAGAACUGAAGUAGAUAAAAUCAUUUGAUUGUUUUAAGCUGCAUUUAUACAACUGAAUAUGUUGAUUCAUGGUGAUAGCAAUAGUGUCUACUUUGUAGGGAUGGUAAAGAUAUGUUUUUGACCAGAAACUGCUCAGAAACUCUUUAAAACUCACAUUUCAGGUGGAGAUAAAAGGAACCGUGAAGUGUAGAAGGCAUAGCCCCAAAAAAAGUCACAUUCCAAGCAAAAUACAGUUUAAUAUCAGCUGGCAUUUAAUUUACAAAUAAUUUUUGUAAUAACCAUUACAUUCUGUAUUUUUUCAUUUUUAUAAUCAGAAGAAAUCCUGUAAAAGUUCUACAAUGAAAGUUGCAGUUGAGGAACAUUUUUUCCUAUUUGCAAUAGUAUAAUUUGAACUGGAAUUUGAGGGACCACAUACUUGUAUUUUGUUAAUAUGGCAUUUAAGAAAUGUUAAAAAGAGAAUACUGUAUUGUACUAAAAGUUAAAUGAAAUGAAAAUAAAAAAUAUUAUUUAAAA